Molecule: messenger RNA, 639 nt
Organism: Exophiala dermatitidis NIH/UT8656
Lineage: Eukaryota; Fungi; Ascomycota; Eurotiomycetes; Chaetothyriales; Herpotrichiellaceae
Product: peptide-methionine (S)-S-oxide reductase
Exons: 1
Coding region: 1-639 (212 amino acids)
Molecular function (GO): peptide-methionine (S)-S-oxide reductase activity
Source: RefSeq, a predicted model, not a curated record
AUGGCCUUCCAAAUGCCUACAUUCCUAACCCGCUUUCUGCGCCCAUUCGCCUCGUCGGCAGCGGCAUCGCUACAACCUGACUCGCUGGCCGCGAUGCAAUUCCCACCAAACGCGCAGCGCGCCAUCUUCGCCGGCGGCUGUUUCUGGGGUCUAGAAGAAUUCUACCGCAAACAUUGGGGCAACGGGAAGGGUCUUCUCGACUGUCGGGUGGGAUAUACAGGCGGUCAGACUCCCGCGCCAUCAUACCGAGCCGUGUGCUCAGGACAGACGGGUCACGCCGAGUCGUUGCUGAUUGUGUUCGAUCCUGACCGCGUCUCGUACCGACAACUUGUCGAGUUCUUCUUCCGAAUGCACGACCCGACCACGUUGAACAGACAGGGGCCCGAUACGGGGACGCAGUACCGGUCUGCGAUCUUCGCCGAGAAUGACGAGCAGUUCAAGAUCGCCAAUGAGAUCAAGGAUAAGGUCCAGGAACAGUGGUACAAGGGUAAACCGAUCACGACGCAGAUACUGCGCGCCACCCAGUGGUACGAUGCCGAGGACUACCAUCAGGACUAUUUGAAGAAGAUGGAGGAGAGGGGCGAACAUGGUUAUCAGUGUCCGGCGCAUUAUUUGCGUCCUUUUCCGGAGUUGAAGUAG